AUGGCGGAGGCCUGGCUCCCACCGGGCAUGCGCGGGGCCCGCUCGGCGCUCGCUCCCCUCGGCCGCCGCCCCGGCGAGGGCCCGGGCGGCGGCGGUGGCGGCGGCGCCGGCGGCGGUGGGAGCGCUGGGGGGCUGCAGCCCGGCGGGCGCGGCAGCAGCGCGGCGCGGCCCGCCAGCCCCAGCCCCUCGGUGGCCAGCGAGAAGGAGAAGGACGAGCUGGAGCGGCUGCAGCGGGAGGAGGAGGAGAGGAAGAAGAAGCUGCAGCUCUACGUCUUCGUCAUGCGCUGCAUCGCCUACCCCUUCAAUGCCAAGCAGCCCACCGACAUGGCCCGCCGGCAGCAGAAGAUAAGUAAGCAGCAGCUCCAGACAAUCAAAGAUCGUUUCCAGGCCUUUCUCAAUGGAGAAACCCAGAUUGUGGCCGAUGAAGCAUUUAUAAAUGCUGUCCAGAGCUACUACGAGGUGUUCCUGAAAAGCGACCGCGUUGCCAGGAUGGUGCAGAGCGGAGGGUGCUCAGCAAAUGACUCCCGAGAGGUCUUCAAGAAGCACAUUGAGAAGAGAGUGCGCAGCCUGCCAGAAAUUGAUGGCCUCAGCAAGGAGACAGUCCUGAGCUCUUGGAUGGCAAAGUUCGAUGCUAUUUACCGUGGGGAGGAGGAUCCCCGGAAGCAACAGGCCAGGAUGACAGCGAGUGCUGCCUCAGAGCUCAUUCUCAGCAAGGAGCAGCUCUAUGAGAUGUUCCAGAACAUUUUAGGGAUCAAGAAAUUUGAGCAUCAGCUUCUGUACAAUGCAUGUCAGCUGGACAACCCUGAUGAGCAAGCAGCGCAGAUCAGACGCGAGUUAGAUGGACGUCUUCAAAUGGCAGAACAAAUUGCCAAGGAGCGCAAGUUUCCCAAGUUUGUGUCCAAAGAAAUGGAGAACAUGUACAUUGAGGAGCUGAAGUCAUCUGUCAAUCUCCUGAUGGCAAACUUGGAGAGCAUGCCUGUGUCUAAAGGAGGCUCCGAGUUCAAGCUGCAGAAGCUGAAACGUAGCCACAACACCUCAAUAAUUGACAUGGGAGAGGAAAAUGAGAACCAGCUUUCCAAGUCAGACGUCGUGUUGUCAUUCUCCCUGGAGGUUGUCAUCAUGGAGGUGCAGGGGCUGAAGUCGCUGGCCCCCAACCGCAUCGUGUACUGCACCAUGGAAGUUGAAGGUGGGGAGAAGCUGCAGACGGACCAGGCUGAAGCCUCAAAGCCAACCUGGGGCACCCAAGGAGACUUCACGACAACCCACGCACUUCCUGCAGUGAAGGUGAAGCUGUUCACGGAGAGCACAGGAGUUCUGGCUCUGGAGGAUAAGGAGCUUGGGAGGGUUGUUCUCCACCCUACUCCUAACAGCCCAAAGCAGUCAGAGUGGCACAAAAUGACUGUUUCCAAAAACUGCCCAGAUCAAGACCUGAAGAUCAAGCUUGCUGUGCGAAUGGAUAAGCCUCAAAACAUGAAGCACUCUGGGUAUUUAUGGGCCAUUGGUAAAAAUGUUUGGAAGAGAUGGAAGAAACGAUUCUUUGUCCUGGUCCAGGUUAGUCAAUAUACAUUUGCUAUGUGCAGCUACCGGGAGAAAAAAGCAGAACCUCAAGAGCUGCUGCAGCUCGACGGAUACACUGUGGACUACACCGACCCACAGCCAGGUUUGGAUGGUGGCAGAACAUUCUUCAACGCUGUGAAAGAAGGAGACACGGUGAUUUUUGCGAGUGACGAUGAGCAGGACCGUAUCCUGUGGGUCCAAGCCAUGUACCGAGCCACUGGCCAGUCUCACAAACCUGUGCCACCUACCCAAGUGCAAAAGCUAAAUGCUAAAGGAGGAAAUGUACCCCAGAUAGAUGCUCCAAUCUCUCAAUUUUAUGCAGAUAGAGCUCAAAAGCAUGGCAUGGAUGAAUUUAUCUCUUCCAAUCCCUGUAACUUUGACCACGCUUCACUCUUUGAGAUGGUUCAGCGCCUCACUUUGGACCACAGACUUAAUGAUUCCUAUUCUUGUCUGGGCUGGUUUAGUCCUGGCCAGGUCUUUGUGCUAGAUGAGUAUUGUGCACGUAAUGGAGUGAGAGGCUGUCACAGACAUCUCUGCUACCUCAGAGAUUUGCUAGAGCGCGCAGAAAACGGAGCUAUGAUUGACCCCACCUUACUUCACUACAGCUUUGCCUUUUGUGCAUCACAUGUUCAUGGCAACAGGCCUGACGGGAUAGGAACUGUGACCGUGGAUGAGAAAGAGCGUUUCGAAGAGAUCAAGGAGCGGCUUCGUGUGCUGCUGGAGAAUCAGAUCACACAUUUCAGGUACUGCUUUCCGUUUGGCCGUCCAGAGGGUGCACUGAAAGCCACUCUGUCAUUGCUGGAAAGGGUUCUGAUGAAAGACAUAGUUACUCCGGUCCCUCAAGAGGAGGUAAAAACAGUCAUCCGUAAAUGCUUGGAGCAAGCAGCUCUAGUCAAUUAUACUCGACUAUCAGAGUAUGCCAAAAUUGAAGGGAAAAAGAGAGAAAUGUAUGAGCAUCCUGUCUUCUGCUUGGCCUCUCAAGUGAUGGAUUUAACCAUUCAGAAUCAAAAGGAUGCAGAGAAUGUAGGCCGGUUAGUCACUCCAGCUAAAAAGUUAGAAGAUACAAUACGUCUGGCAGAGUUGGUAAUUGAAGUCCUACAGCAAAACGAAGAGCACCACGCAGAGGCCUUUGCUUGGUGGUCAGACCUAAUGGUUGAGCAUGCGGAGACCUUCCUGUCCCUGUUUGCAGUGGAUAUGGAUGCAGCGUUAGAGGUGCAACCCCCAGACACCUGGGACAGCUUCCCGCUCUUCCAGCUCAUAAACGAUUCCCUCCGUAGCGACUAUAAUUUGUGCAAUGGAAAAUUCCACAAACACCUCCAAGACCUGUUUGCUCCACUUGUUGUUAGAUAUGUCGAUCUGAUGGAGUCCUCAAUUGCACAGUCAAUUCACAGGGGCUUUGAGCGGGAGUCAUGGGAGCCAGUAAAGAGUUUAACAAGUAAUCUGCCCAAUGUGAAUCUACCAAAUGUGAAUCUCCCUAAAGUACCAAAUCUACCAGUUAACAUCCCACUAGGCAUCCCACAAAUGCCUAGCUUUUCUGCACCGUCAUGGAUGGCUGCUAUUUAUGAUUCUGACAAUGGAUCAGGCACCUCAGAAGAUAUGUUCUGGAAACUUGAUGCCCUACAGACCUUCAUUCGGGAUUUGCACUGGCCUGAGGAGGAGUUUGGGAAACACUUAGAGCAGCGCUUGAAGCUUAUGGCAAGUGACAUGAUCGAGUCCUGUGUGAAAAGAACAAGGAUUGCAUUUGAAGUAAAACUGCAGAAAACCAGCCGAUCAACAGAUUUCCGAGUCCCUCAAUCAAUAUGCACCAUGUUUAAUGUCAUGGUGGAUGCCAAAGCUCAGUCUACAAAGCUUUGCAGUAUGGAAAUGGGCCAAGAGUUUGCAAAAGAGUGGCACCAGUACCAUUCAAAAAUAGAUGAACUAAUUGAGGAAACCGUCAAAGAAAUGAUAACACUCCUAGUGGCAAAGUUUGUCACCAUUUUGGAAGGAGUCUUGGCCAAACUGUCUAGAUAUGAUGAAGGAACUUUGUUUUCUUCAUUCCUGUCAUUUACUGUGAAGGCUGCUUCCAAAUACGUGGAUGUACCCAAGCCAGGAAUGGAUGUUGCUGAUGCCUAUGUGACAUUUGUCCGCCACUCUCAGGAUGUCCUGCGUGAUAAGGUCAAUGAGGAGAUGUAUAUAGAAAGGUUAUUUGAUCAAUGGUACACCAGCUCCAUGAGUGUCGUGUGCACCUGGCUGACAGACCGCAUGGACCUGCAGCUCCACAUCUACCAACUGAAAACUCUCAUUAGGAUAGUAAAGAAAACGUACCGAGAUUUCCGAUUGCAAGGCGUGCUGGACUCCACCCUGAACAGCAAAACCUACGAGACCAUCCGGAACCGGCUGACGGUAGAGGAGGCCACGGCGUCGGUCAGUGAGGGCGGGGGGCUCCAGGGAAUCACCAUGAAGGACAGUGAUGAGGAGGAUGAAGAGGAUGACUAG
Pseudopodoces humilis (Tibetan ground-tit) is the source of this 4032-nucleotide messenger RNA. It is a transcript of the gene CADPS, whose product is annotated as calcium dependent secretion activator. NCBI's taxonomy places the organism in Eukaryota, Metazoa, Chordata, Aves, Passeriformes, Paridae. Gene Ontology annotation, biological process: dense core granule exocytosis; positive regulation of exocytosis; synaptic vesicle exocytosis. The record is from RefSeq and is a predicted model, not a curated record. Gene Ontology annotation, cellular component: glutamatergic synapse.